Messenger RNA from Myotis davidii, 666 nucleotides. RefSeq names its product guanylyl cyclase domain containing 1 (gene GUCD1). The record is from RefSeq and is a predicted model, not a curated record. Lineage: Eukaryota; Metazoa; Chordata; Mammalia; Chiroptera; Vespertilionidae. The coding region runs from base 1 to 564 and encodes 187 amino acids. The transcript has 6 exons.
AUGCGAGAAGCAGCGUGGCGCCCAGGACGAGCGACCUCAGCAGUGUCUGCCCGCAGGUACCUGGGCCAGCUGGACGACGGCGAGUUCGAGGGGGCCCUGCAGGAGCUGCGGCUGACCCGCAGCAUCUGGACCAUUGACCUGGCCUACCUGAUGCGCCACUUCGGGGUGCGGCACCGCUUCUGCACCCAGACCCUGGGGGUGGACAAGGGCUACAAAAACCAGUCCUUCUACAGGAAGCACUUCGACACCGAGGAGACACGCGUCAACGAGCUGUUCGCACAGGCCCAGGCCUGCAAGGUGCUGGUGGAGAAAUGCUCUGUGAGCAUCCAGGACAUCCAGGCGCACCUGGCGCAGGGCCACGUGGCCAUCGUGCUGGUGAACUCGGGGGACUACCAGGGCCACUUCAUCGUGCUGCGCGGCUACAGCCGGGCCACGGGCUCCAUCUUCUACAACAACCCGGCCUUCGCCGACCGCAUGUGCAGCACCAGCGUCAGUAACUUCGAGGAGGCCAGGACCAGCUACGGCACGGACGAGGACAUCCUCUUUGUCUACGUGGACAGCUGACGGCGGAGCCGGGGCGCCCGGCCCUGCCCCGGCUGCUGGGGCUCGCAGACAGAGCGAGGGCCUCAGCCCGUGGGACAAAGCCCCAGGGAAUUCUGGGAGGUC